Messenger RNA from Mangifera indica (mango), 549 nucleotides. RefSeq names its product UMP-CMP kinase 3-like. The record is from RefSeq and is a predicted model, not a curated record. Gene Ontology annotation, biological process: CDP biosynthetic process; UDP biosynthetic process. The transcript has 7 exons. Gene Ontology annotation, molecular function: UMP kinase activity; ATP binding. Lineage: Eukaryota; Viridiplantae; Streptophyta; Magnoliopsida; Sapindales; Anacardiaceae. Gene Ontology annotation, cellular component: cytoplasm; nucleus. The coding region runs from base 1 to 549 and encodes 182 amino acids.
AUGACUGUGGAUUCAAGAGAAAGCUCCUCAAAUCAGUGCACGAUUGUAUAUGUUCUAGGUGGACCUGGUAGUGGAAAGAGCACCCAAUGCUCACUAAUUGAGAAACACUUUGGGUUCUGUCAUCUGAGUUUCGGUGAUCUUCUUCAAGCAGAAGCUGAUUCUGGUUCUGAUUAUGGAAAAAUGAUGCAGGACUUGAAGAAGGAAGGAAAACUUGUGCCAUCUGAUAUCCUGGUCGAGGCUCUGGAGAAGGCAAUGCAGGAAAGCAAAAACAAGAAGUUUCUUAUUGAUGGCUUUCCUCGGAAACAAGAAAAUCUUGAUGCAGCUGAACACAUUCUGAAAAUCAAGCCAGAUUUUGUGUUGUUUCUUGAUUGUUCUGAAGAAGAGAUGAUAAAACGGCUUUUGAAUAGAAAUCAGUACACAUCAUUUGUAUAUGUCGUUAGGAGUGUCAUUGAGCCAGGUCAAGUGUUGCUUGACUCAAGCUUGAUCAAUGCUGCGAGGCCUAUUGAAAAGGUGUUUGAUGCAGUGAAGGACGUGUUUUCCAUGUCUUGA